This is a messenger RNA of Candoia aspera, 984 nucleotides long. It is a transcript of the gene FAM167A, whose product is annotated as family with sequence similarity 167 member A. Bases 285 to 926 code for a protein of 213 amino acids. The record is from RefSeq and is a predicted model, not a curated record. The transcript is spliced from 3 exons. NCBI's taxonomy places the organism in Eukaryota, Metazoa, Chordata, Lepidosauria, Squamata, Candoiidae.
AGAGGAAGAGGAGGAGGUGAAAUGAGACUACAGCUGCAGCUGGGCAGAGAGUCAAGUUGGAAAAAGAACGAGAUGCAGGUCAAGACAUGAAGAUGCGUCUCUCAGAUUUUAAUGGGGGAAACCCUCCCUGCCCCAGAAAACCUGGAGUGUGUUGAAUUGAGUGGCAACGCUGCUGAGUGCCCAGGAAGUUCUGAGGCGCAAAUCUUUGCUUGAAUGGUGCUGCCAGCAUCUGAGACUCCACUGCAAACCUUUCAGUGGAUGUUUCUCAUUUUCCACCAGAAAGGAUGACAUCCUUGCCAGAAAUCCAGAUAGAAGAAAUGCUGGAUAGUACGGAUGAUAAGCCUGAAGGUGGCCCUCCAUUUGAUGAUCAUUUGCGGAAUCUGAAAGCCCUGACAGAGAAACUGAGGCUGGAGACAAGAAGGCCUUCUUAUUUGGAGUGGAAAGCUCAAUUGGAGGGGCUGGCAUGGAACAGCCAUCCCAAACCUCCUGAGGAGGACAUGGGGAGGCAAGAGAAGAAACCAACAGAGGAAAAUAUUUCUUUGCAAGAAGUGCAGGUUCAUAUCAACGGAAACUCUUCCAGACAGCAAAUGUUGCUUGCCCCAGAGAAAAGGUGUGGCUUUGGAAACAUUGAUGAAGCAUUACAUUGGCUCAGGAAAGAGCUGAUGGAAAUGCGUCUCCAGGACCAGCAGCUGGCUCGGCAGCUUAUGCGCCUGCGCAGCGAUAUCAACAAACUCAAGAUUGAGCAGACCUGCCACCUUCACCGGCGGAUGCUGAAUGAUGCCACCUAUGAGCUGGAAGAGAGGGAUGAGCUCUCUGACCUCCUCUGUGAUUGCCCCCUCACAUCCUCCUUCAGCCUCUCCACUCCGCUCAAGCUCAUUGGUGUGACAAAAAUGAACAUCAAUUCCCGUCGCUUCUCACUUUGUUAGGUUGGGGGGAAGGAGCACAGGAAGUGCAUGUGAUGGGAGGUAUCUUCAAGACCUAGAA